AUGCCUACACAUCGCUUGUACGCAGCCAAAGACAAAAGGACUCUCCAGGCUCAUCGCAUCACCCACGUGCUUAACGCAGCUGAUGGGAAGUUCAACGUGAACACAGGGCCCAGCUUCUACCGAGACACCGCGAUCACUUAUCAUGGAGUCGAAGCUUUUGACAUGCCAUCCUUUGACUUGAGUCCCUUCUUUUACCCAGCGGCCAAUUUCAUCAAGAGCGCUUUGAGCUCUCCCACAGGUAAAGUCUUCGUCCACUGUGCAAUGGGCCUCAGCCGCUCAUCCACCUUGGUUCUGGCUUACCUGAUGAUCCAUGAGAACAUGACACUGGUGGACGCCAUCAAAGCUGUGGGCGCCAACAGGAACAUUUGUCCCAAUAACGGGUUCUUGGAGCAGCUCCGAGCACUGGACACAAAGCUCCACUGCCAGGGAUUAUCCAGGAGCCUCAACGGGCGGACGUAAAAAUAAAAUCCUUCAGUCCAUAAAUUUGGAUGAUAUUUUUGACCCCUGUCCAUAUCUGAGUGUUAAAAACCUAUUACAGUGACAAUGUGAAUGUAGAGCAUCCCAUAAUUGUCUGUGCUUUGUAAGAUAAAUUGAAUUUUUGU
Oreochromis aureus is the source of this 602-nucleotide messenger RNA. RefSeq names its product dual specificity phosphatase 29-like. Gene Ontology annotation, molecular function: protein tyrosine/serine/threonine phosphatase activity; MAP kinase phosphatase activity. The record is from RefSeq and is a predicted model, not a curated record. The transcript has 3 exons. NCBI's taxonomy places the organism in Eukaryota, Metazoa, Chordata, Actinopteri, Cichliformes, Cichlidae. Gene Ontology annotation, cellular component: cytoplasm. Gene Ontology annotation, biological process: negative regulation of MAPK cascade; protein dephosphorylation. Bases 1 to 459 code for a protein of 152 amino acids.